This is a messenger RNA of Aspergillus tanneri, 300 nucleotides long. RefSeq lists its product as uncharacterized. NCBI's taxonomy places the organism in Eukaryota, Fungi, Ascomycota, Eurotiomycetes, Eurotiales, Aspergillaceae. The coding region runs from base 1 to 300 and encodes 99 amino acids. The transcript is spliced from 3 exons. The record is from RefSeq and is a predicted model, not a curated record.
AUGAGGAAAAAGCUGCUGAAAAAGAUUAUAUCCCAAGAAGACGGUACCGCCCAAAAACGUCUGGGUCAGAUUUUGGAAUUCCUGCUGAGCAGCGCUCGCAGAACUCUCGUCCACCUCUACAAAGCUGGGAAUGCUCAGUAUAGCCACAUCGACGCGGGAAUACUGCUUGUUGCGUUGGGCUUCAUGGGCAAAAGAUCAUUUUCUUUUGUGUCUGGCACAGAUUCUUCUCCUUCCGAGGGUGUCACGAAGUGUGUGCGAUACAAGUCUUCACCGCUGGCCAUACCAUCGAAUGGCUUGUAG